AUGGCGGAAGCGGUAGACGGAAAGGAGAAAAUUAUUGAAUAUAUUUUGGAGUUUUCGAAGAAAUGGCUUGAAACGCGAAGCAGAAAAGGGACAAGUACUAUCUAGAAACGUACCUUGAAGACGUCAAAAUCCUGCCUUCGGAAGACUGCUGCGUGAUAAAAACGAAGUGUUAUCGAUCAACGAGAAAGACUGAAACACCACACAGCUAAAGAAUUGUUUUUAAUAAUAGUUCCGUAGACGGAUGUAUAGAAACUGUCACUCAGUGUUCAUGUAAAGCCGGAACUGGGAAAUGCCAGCAUUUAUCUGCGUUGUUUACCCACCUAAUGGUAAAACUGCGCGAUGAUGACUGACCAACUUCGCAUCUACAACAGCAGCACAGACCUCAAGGUCCCUCACUUGAACCACAAAGAUGGUUUGCCUCAGAGUUUGCAAAGCUAAGAAUUUAUCGGAAGCCUCGGGAAGUGUCCCCUAAAAUUGUGCAGGAGUAUUUAUAUGACAAAGUAACGCAUGAUCCCAGAAAUAUUGAACAAAGACUAGUUACUGAAGAAAACAUACAGCAACUAGGAGAGAACAUCUCAGCUGAUAGUCCUACCACUUAUGCUUCUUGGCUCAAAUACUAUGACUUAGCAACCAAUCAGUCCCUUCCUUGGGGAAAUUUCUUGCAAGCCUGCCCUUUAUCUAAUCAAUUAAGGGAUAUUUAUCCCGCUAGCUUCGUUGAGUCUGUCUACAGUGACGGCUUAGAGGCACUGUUUGACUUUUCUGUAGAAAUUAACUCACCAGAAUAUGUUAGGAAAGGUCCACUGCCAACAGUUACAAAGGAAGAGAACACUUUCCUAGCAAAUAUGGAAUGGAAAGGUCACUUGAAAUUGAAAAAAAUAAAAGAAGUCAGUCCAGCAGCUUAGUUUGGCAUCAAGCAGACUCAGGCCAUGAAAUAUGGUCUAGAGCUAGAACCAGUGGUUGUUAAAGAGAUCAAAGAGGUAACAGGACCUCAAGUCAUAAAUGUGGUUUGCUAGUUCAUCCCGAUAUUUACUGGAUGGGUUUUUCCCCUGAUGGAAUCAUUUAUGAUCCUAAUGCUAUCGGCUGGCAUUCUAGAAAUAAAAUGCUUAUUUGCAAUGAGGGGUAAGACAAUCGAGGAAUGCUUAGAGCUGAAGAGAGACAUUUUCGUUUAUCCAGACGAGAAUGGAGACAAAGACCCAGACGAAAUCAUAGAUACAACUUUCAACUUCAGGACUUGAUAGGAAUUUUGUUUGUUGUGGAGCAAAUUUUGCUUCCAUUCUAAGGAAGGUUCAGAGAAUCUUUUAGUGGAGAAAAUAGAAUUUGAACCUGAAAUCUUUCACAAACUUACUUCUAGAGUUCACGAAGUUUAUUUUUCCCACUGCGUGCCAUACCUAGUAAGGCAUUAAGAUUUUUUUUUAUAUAUAUCGCAAGGGCCAUAGAGGAUGGAAAAUUAUAUAUAAAUAACUUAUACAUAAAUAAGUUUGAACAAACAGUUUAAUCACUCAACAAUGCCAGUUUUGAAGUAUACAAGUGUGUCAGUCAUGUGAAAUGUUCAUGUUUUAACAAGAAAAUCUUAAUAAGUCACAAAUCUUCCUCAUUCUCCUGGUUGAUGUUUGGAGACUGAAAUAAUAGUAACAUGCAACAUAAUGUUUAAAUCUGGUUUAAGACUCCCAGCAAGAGACAGGGGAGCAACAUUGUUAAUAAUCUUGUACAUCUUGAUUCUACUGAUAGCCCUCUCUACGUGGAUUCGAACACUAGCUACAGACUGUGUAGUUUCCACUUCUUCUUCAUCAAACUGGCCUUUUUCAGAAAGAAAGGGAGGUGUAUUUAAAGUCACUUCAAUUUGAUCUAAUAGAUCUUUAAUGUUAAAUCCCUUGUCUGCCAUGCAGUCAUCUCCUUUCUCCAGCAGCUCAAUGGAUUCCACUUUGUCUUGCUUCCAGUGUAGAGAUCAGAAGUAAAUACUGGAGCACCAGGUUUUGGUAGUUUUUGUGUUCUUGUAAGAGGAGAAACACUGACUCUGAGCUCGCAGGGAUGAGGGUUUGCAAACCUUCUAGUAGUCCGGGACCGUUUUUUAUUAGACCACUGAAAGAUAGACGGGACAGCAUCUUUUUUCAGGACGCUCUUCUUUCCUUUUUGCAUCUUCGCUAACCGUUUAAUUCUUCCCGCAGAAAUGCAUCGAGCAGACACUUGUGAAAAACCAGACAGGUUUUCCUCGCUAAAAGUUGUUUACUUCCUACUUUAUCGACAAUCGAAUAUUUCUUAAAAUAAUAACUUUUUUGUAUCGUAUUCGAUUGACGAUUUGCUUCCGAAUUGAUUGAGUACGCGUGAAUAAAUACACGAAAAUGAAAGGCCUCGAUUCGGGAGAAGUUAUAUCAUUACCAACGAGAAAAAAAAAAAACCUGAUGAACAUGGCGCUUCAUUUCAAUCAUCGCCGAAAAUAGACAGCAGGCUUAUCACAAGACUCAUUUGCAUACAAUGAAAGUCUACAACACCCGACCAGUUAGCCUCACCAUCGAAGUUAUGCUCAUUAAGAUUAAUUUUUUCGACCACUGAAGUAUUCACUUGUUCCAAAGUAAUCAACGCUUUCAACCGACCUGUUCCGGAAAAGGUCUACGUUUUUCGAAUUAAUCUUUCCUAAGCUUUCUUCACAAAACAUGCAUGGUGCCGGUCACGCAGCGAAACCUCUCUUAUGAAAUGAGUUUUAUUUUCACGAGAAUAAAAAAAAAAUCAUUUUCAAACCAAUUCCUUCGUACUUAGCCUUGCUUUCAAACAAAAACGUCCCAGUGAAUGCAAUUUAGGCACGGUCUGUCUUUGGAUCACACCGGACACGCAAGACUAACAAUGGCAAAAAUGAAACCCUAUUAAACGAUCGAGACUGUCAUUAACCUAUCUGGCCAAUAAACACAGUUGGCCGACUCAGUUAUAAAAACUGCACGCAUAAUUUAUUUAUUGGAGGUGUCAUUCUUAACUUGGUUUUUGUUUUGUUUUGUUUUGUUUAUUUAUUUUUAUGUUCUUAGUGAGUACAUUAAGGUUAUUGAUGGCAACGGUAUCACGGUUAUCAGUCGCUAUGGAUCCUCUUCUGUCACCCAGAAAUCUUUCCGGGAAGUUUCUUUUGGGAAUUCUGGAAACAUCACUGUCCAGAUCUUCCUACGGCGGAGCUACAGUACCUUCAAGUUACAAUUUGGAAUUUUAAAACAAGAAUCAGGUUAGCCUUUAAUCUGCUAAAUUAAUUUAAUGUUGCUUGAAACCCUGCUACGGAAGCACACAACGUUGUGCACGCUUUGCAGCGAAACAAAAAAUCUGGGUAAUGCUUUUGAUUUGUUGAGAAUUUGUUUCAACCCAUCAGAUGCACUACCCAGAACUGGGUAGUGGCACGUAAUCACCACGAAAUUUCUGCACUCGAUCCUCAGACGUCAUUCUCCUAGGAAACGCCCCCUCCCCCUAAUUAUUUUUUUCCCUCCGCGCUCUUUAUAAUUACCGAAAUCUCGCUAGUGAUCUAUUUUCAAUGCUGCGUUCGCAUUGGUUGAGCUACUACUAGGCUAUAUGUUAUAGCCCACUAGUAGCGAGAAGCGCCCGCUUUUUGGCGGCAAAAAGAAAAAAACGGAUUACUGUCUAGCGUUAACUAGCUAAAGUUGUCUUGUAUCGAUAUUUUUGACCAACUACUUGGAUUUUACUAAAACAAUUAUUCCUCUCGCCCUCGUGGCCUCUGCGUGAAUAGCUCAUUUGACCUUCGGCCUCAUGUACUAUGUUGUAAGUCACUUGCUAUUAUAAGUUGCCCUUUUUUGCUUGUUUUUAGCAUUUCCACUGGGUAACUGGAGGAUAUCCAUUGACAAUACUUCUACAACAAGCAUAAGAUUCUCCUGGCAAAACCUGCAAACACUCGUUGGUCAACAAACAAGUUAUUACUUUAUAUUCGUCAAAGACUCAUAUGGUAGAGGUCUAAAAGAAUACAUCGUCCCAGGAAAUACUAUUUCCCAUGUGGUAUCUGGACUGACAGCGUAUAGGGAGUAUCGGUUAUCUGUUGCUGGUGUUAAUUACAGUGGAAAUGCCUACAACAGCACAGAGAUCACAGCAUGGACAGACGAAGGGGGUACGUGCAACAUAUCUAAAGAUGUUGUGUUUGUUUGUUUGUUUUUUUCUUUUUUUUUUUUGUUUAUAUCUCGUGUAUCACAGGUGUAUGCAAAAAGACUCUUAGUAAGUGAAGAAUGGCCGUGUAAUAGAAACUCACCACCACCCUCGCUGGUCAAUAGGGAGCUUAAGCAACAACGACGGGGACGACUUCGAAAACGUCAGCUAAAAUGUGUUUUCGCGCUACUUAAGACUUUAUCGCGCUUAUUCCAUUUCGUUCUAUUCAUCAGAUGUUGGCGAAUUUUUCUGGAGUUGAAUUCUAAAGGGCUGUAUUUAAGUUCAGGAAAAGAAAAAGAGGGCCGUUGUCUUGUGUUCACGUCCUCCACAAAAAAAGUGAAAUUAGGCAGUUUGACGUCGUAGUCGUGCAACGAUGGCAAAGGAAUGUAUAAAAAAGCGUGAUACACGUCGGAAGUUGUUGUUUUGCCAAUCUAACCCUAUGGCUUUUCUGCCGUCCUCGUUGCCGUCGCCGUCGUUGCUGCUUAAGCGCCCUGAUAGGCUGAUUUAGCAACACAACGGCAACGUCAUUUCACGACGGGAAAACCCACGGAAAGGACUAAACUCGACUUCCGGUGCCAAAUUUGUCGCUCAGCCAUUGGUCAAGCCAGUUGUUUGAUUUGCGUUCGUCGUCUUCAACUGACGUUCCCGUUCUGCUGCUAAAUCAAUCUAAUAUCUAUGACCAACGGAACGGUUUGGGUUCAAUAUCUCCGUCGGUACGUUUAUAGUGUCCGCGGAGUCAACGUUUUGUAAUCAGUAUUUUUUGUUGUGGUGGUGGUUAUUGUCCUGUUCUGACUAGUGAUGUAGCAUAAAUUAAAGCCGUGACAUUUUACAGUUGUGGGCGUAGUAACCUGACCUUCGAGUGAAUGUUAGGCUGAGGUUGAUAUUGUUUUGAUACAAACCUAGCAUAUCAGAACAACACGAUUUACAUAAGGAAGCAUGAAGGUUGUAUUAAAGAAUGGUCAACUCCAGGCUCGCUUCUUUCUGUAACUGUAAUAUGACCUAUUCCUUGAUCUGCUCUGACAAAGGCUUAUUAAUCGCAAUAAGCCAUUGAACCAUUGAGGGUCCCCAAAUUACGUAAUAUUCCUGUUACUAUCACUAUACUUACACUAUGUAACCUAACUUAGUUGUGCUUAAAGAACAAAAACAAAGAAACAAACGAAACAAAAUCAGAUAUUAAGAUAACGGACUACAGAACAAUAUGCAUUUUCUGUUUUCUUAGUUCCUAGCAGGGCACCGUCAUAUAUCCGACUUUCAACCUUACAGUUUGCUGAGGUGAAAGUUCAGUGGAAUCCACUCUCUCAGCAUUACGCUAAUGGACGUCUUCUUGGAUACAAAGUAUACUAUAGGGAAUACUCCUCUUAUAAUUACUUAUACUAUGCAAAGAGUGUUAACACUAGCAGUGCAAAUGUUACUAUGAUGAUACUGAGAGACCUGAAACAGGCUACACGUUACCAAAUAGCAGUGACAGCCUUUACUUCUAAGGGAGAAGGACGACGCUCGUCCUGGUAUUUAAUAACCACAGGUAAAGCAUUUUUUUGUAGAUGAUACAGAUUGCUAUGUCUUUUCUUUUAGCGUGAGCAUUUUGGGCAACUCGAUAUCAAUUAAUUACUGGAUUGAUCAAAUCAUCUAUGAAUAAAUGAUGAGGUUUCAUCUCAGAAAUGUAAAAGCAACGUGCAAAAUGUUAACAGUAAAAACAUUGACUAUGUGAAUACAUUAUUAAAUGUGUGUGAUAGUGCCAUUUAAUUUCACACUUUUUACGGCCAAAAUUUAAUUAUUCCUAAUCGUUAACUCAAAGCAAAAAAAAAGGCCACUGUAAAUUCUAUAUUAACUCAAGAAUGAGGUGGAAUCUCUCCUAACAACCACUGUCAGUUCUCCACAAUGGGGAGCUCGUUUUGUCCCGUUUUCUAUUGUUUUUUGUUUUGUUUGUUUGUUUGUUUUUUUGUGUUUGUUUGUUUUUGUUUUCUUUUUUCUGUCCUGGCGUAAACGUUCACUCAUGUGUUUUUCUUUUCACAAUCGUCAGCCGUUCUCAUUAGCCUAUUACCCCUGUCUCUAUCUUCGGAGACCUAGGGGCGGUCGGUUGGGUCGGGAGAAACGGCGGUGAAAGCUUUCAAGAACGGACGAUAGAGCCCCUGGGAUGCAAACAAAACGUAGACAAAUAAAACGCAAAAAUGCUUGGAACUAUUGUGGCCUUUAUAAUGCUCUUCUUUUAUAUCUUCGAAAAAGGAUGGGACAGCCUUAUGGGCUUAUUAUUAUUAUUUUUUUUUAAUAUAUUUAUAUAUAUCUAGCCGGAUUUUUAAUAACGUUAUCGCCAAAUGGACCUUUUGCGUCUCCAAAGUAGCUAGUAGAGACCUUUAGCAUCACGCUUUUCAUGGGAAACCGCAAACCGCAGUUUGCAGUUACGCGUUUGCAGUUUCACCUUGCCCAGAUUUCAAAUUUUAGCAAGGCGUUCACUUCAGUUCAGUUUAGUUCAUUUUUAUUUAGCCAAAAUAUAAUACAAUGCAAGAAUACAUAUAGGAAUUGUAAGGUUGCAAGGGAGCCCAGAAGAAACCAGAAGGCUUUGAAGCCUGGGCUCCCCAGUCAUAAAAAAAUAUAUUAAAAAGGAAAAUAAAAUGAAAUUCGCGGAGUGAUACGUUAAAAAUAGGACCUAAACAGAGACUGAGUUAAGUUAUGAAUUUAGUAGCAAGAUAGGAAAAAAAAAGCUACUUAGUGGCUUUAAACGCGAGGCUGUUCAGUUUUUAGUGGCAAAAACCUUGCCGUAAAUCACUGGAAGCCCUUCCUGCGGUUCAAACGUGAACUGCAAACUGUAUCGAGCCACCUUAACUUCUUGGCAUUGGUUAUUCCAUAGGUUGCAGACGAUAUAUAAAUCAAUCAUUUGGCCAGCUACAAUUUGGCCCGAAAGGUUAUAUCGGUUCACUGCUGUGCACCUGGUCAAUUGGAAAUGUAGGAAUCGAACAAGCAGUUGCACUUAUCUCAAUACAAGAUCUCUACCUGUCAUCUUUUUAGUGAGUCAAACGAAACAAUGUCUUCCAUAGGGAAAUAAAUAACUAAGAUUUUUUGGUCUUUUUUUGUUUCAAGCCUAAGAGUUGUUCUACAGAAUUUAAAGCUGGUAAACUAUGAUAUCAUCGGAAAGGAUACACAAUUUUAUUAUUAUUAUUAUUGUAUUACUUGUGUAGUAUGCGAAAGUGUUGAAUGAUGAAUGAUGAAUGGAUGGACUGAUAGAGGAUAAUUUAGAUAAUAAAAUGGCUGCUUGCUUGGUUGCAAGGAUGUAAGGAUGAAACGACAGUGAGAAUAGAUAAGUGAAAGGAAGGAUAGUAGUUGAGUGUAUGGUCGCGGGUUUGAUAGCCGUAAUAUUGUACGAGGAAAAGGUACACCAUAUUGAUGGGAGGAGGUAAAGAGGUUAUUAUAGAAGAAGACAAGGAAAAAAUGGAGGGAGUGAGGAAAGGAUGAGGAAAGAAAGGGAGGAAGAAGUGAGAGAGGGGGAAGGAGGUAAAGAAGGAAGGAAGAAAGAAAAGAAUAACUGUUUGCUUCAGGGAAUAAACGAUGGUCAAGGAUGGCUGGGUUACAUUUAUUAAUGACAAGAUAAGCUUUUUUUUCCUUUAUUUUGCAGUGAGUACAUAAAAAUAAUCGAUGGGAGCGGUACGACUGUGCUUCAUCGCUACAGAUACUCAACGACUCCUCAAAAACCUUUCGCCAAAGUUUCUUUUGGAAACCAAGAAAAUAUCACCGUUCAAAUAAAGCUAUAUCAAAGUUCCAGUAAUGCCAGGCUUCGAUUCGGAAUUCUACCGCAGGGAUUGCAAUCGGGUAAGUUUCAUCCUUAUGUAGUUGACGUAACUUUAAUAUUGCGAGCUUUUGUAUUGCGCGUCUGAAACAACUACCUAACACAACAGUGUCACCCAAAAAAACCUAGAAAUCUUGGCGGUUUACAACACUUUGAGUCAGUCAUUCCCCUGAAACCACUGGAGGAUAUUAACUAACGAAUCUUUUUCCUAAACUUAAAUGGCUGACAUAUUUUAAACAUAUUGUGUAAUUUACACAAAGUUCGUUGAAAACAGGUACGUGGUUUUAGAGGAGAUGCAGUAAGCCAUUCUUUCUCAAUCGCAGUGUUGCGAAACAGGGGUCUUUUUUGCAUGAGUAUGUGCGGACCGCUGAACAAGCGAUUUGCAUGGAGGCUCACCACAGGGUCUGCCUUCUUCAAAAUGGCCCGUGUCAAAGCUAUCAUCGAGAUUAUUUUGCUCGUUGGUCUUGGCGAAUGUGCUCGUGAUUUAACAAAAUGUGUACCCUGGGUUCCAAAGGAUAUUUUUUCUUAUCGAUACUGAUAUACGCACAGUUUUCGUCUUAUGUAUUUUGAGAACGGUCCUCUGGAGCUAGGGUACAAAAUGUGUAGUUUGCGAAAAACUCUAACACGGUCUCCACAAAAGCGAAGUAAACCGGCUUUAACAUACCACGAGCUGCUAUCAAAUUUCAACUUCCCACUUGACCUGGACAACAGCGCGCGUAGAUGUAGUGCUUGUAGUAUUGCCCUGACCUCAUCAAAGUAUAAACAAAGUGCCGAAAGGUUUGUUAAUGUAAGUAAACACUUCCAAUUUUCUUUGUUUUGAAAUGGGAAAGGAUCACACAUAUUUAAGAAAAUAUCAUCGCAGAUUUCAGUGAGUGGGUUCGAAGCGCGCAAAAGCCGGUGUUCAGUUCAGCAGUGAAUUAAUAUAUGUUUUCCAAUUUUCCCAGCACUUUUAAGCUACGGAAAAUAAUAAUAAAUAAAUAAAUAAAAAUGAAUAUCAAUGAGGCACAGUCAAAACUGCAUUCAAUAGGACCGGAAUUAAAGUCGAAUCUUGAGACCGAUUUUGAUGAAACAAAUGGUUAGGUUUCCGAAGAAGUCUGGUAAACAUGUGAUACCGACCAAAAGUUAAAAAUAUUUAGAGCACUUAAGUUCUGGCUAAAAGCAAAUUCCUGUACAAGAUGCGUUGCAAUGUUAGUUCACCCAAAAACAAGAACUUCUACAAUUUUCCGAUAAACAAACUUUGUAUCACUAAAAUACUUAAGGGAACACCUUUCUAUUCUAACUGACAACGGUGUGGUAGUCGCCUGCUGAUCGUUAUUAAUCCACUCCCGACAUAUGGCUAACAACUUGAAUUAUUGACAGAAAUCCUCUACGGCAUCGAGAAACUGAUUUAUAGACAAACACUAAAUAAAGAACAUUUUGCUCAACAUCUACCCAUCAACAAUGCAUUUUAUGCAAUACUUUGCGGUUCUUGAAGGGGAAUCAAGACACGAAUCGAUCGCCAAACAACAACAAGCAGCCAUGUUCGUGUCAGACGUCCUUGAGAAACUUGCUCUUUCACCUCGUUCAGCCCAUUAGUCUCCCCUUAAAAUCACCAGAUCGUAACUUAUUUUGUACAACGGAGGUCUUUCCUAAGUUCCUGCUACUAUUUGAAUGUCAAGCAAGCUUUCAAAGUGAACACUUUGGUUCCCAUGACUAUGCACCACUGUCGCUGUCACUGGUCGUAUGCUCUUUAUCAAGUCUUAGUGCACAUGCUCAUGCAAAAAAGAUCCCUGUUGCGUUGCGUAUGAUUGUGAAAUUUAGUGUUCUUGAACUUCACCAUCGCUGUAUAAUCUCUUUUAUUAAAAACUGAAUCAUUGGAUAAUGCAAUUCUAGCAUUUUGAUUGGCUUAGCCGUUAUGGUAUAUGAGCUAUUAUACCAUGCUCUCCAUAUAUGGUCGGUGUACGCGUCAGUUUAAAAGUGGAAGCAAGCCGAGAUUUUUUUUCGCGAAGGAUAGAACGGCGGCCGAAGCAAAUCGUUUUAAUUCAUUUCUUAGAAUACUAGAAAUGCAAUUUCAUCGAAAGAAAAAAAAUACAAAAACAAACAAAAAAGCCACAAGAGCUUGUUUGAAAGUUUGUCGAAAAACACAUGAAAACACAUGGAACUAAAAUACCUUGACCAGCUACGAAAGAAGACAAGUGUUGUUUCUUCACGAUCGCGAAGCCAUUCGCCGAUCGAGUCACUCGCCGAUAGAUAACUGCGGCUUGUUUAUCCGACAUCAAGAGUAAAAAUCAGAAGUAACCAGCUACAAAUACAGGCUAUGCAGCCAUUCACUAGAGCAAUCGAGGCGGCAGUAUAACUUCUUUUCUCGUUCAUCAAAAUCAGCUUGUGGCUUCAAAAAACUUUAUAACUAGCGACUGAAGUAAUAGUUUUUCUCUGUAGUUCUUACUUUUAUAACUGCACCGAAAAUCCAAAUUCACACUAAUUUCGACGGCUGUCACUUAAAAAUUAUUUUCCUUCACUUUAUCUUCCAGGUUUUUUUAGCUGUUCUGCUGUGUAAAAUCCUAGAAUCCCGAUGAGUUUUUAAAAAACUAAUGUUCAUCGCCACAAUGUUUUGAUUUUUCAUUCAUGCAGUCCAGGCGAUUCCGUUCGCGCGUUGACAGUUUUGAUAGACGUGUGACAUGUGAAUAGCGGAAGUCCCUUGUCUUUUCCGGUUUGUUCUAGUCGGGGAGAUUCAACGAGAUUUUGUGGGCGUUUUUAAUAAAACAAUUAUUCCACUCGCGCUUGUUGGAUAUGAGAUGAUUAUAGCCAACUCGGCGCUACCCGCCUCGUUGGCUAUCUAUCAUCUCAUAUCCAACGCACCCUCGUGGAAUAAUUGCUAAUUAUUAUGAUCAUCAAUUGUAAACUUUCUUGCUUCCUUUUAGCUCGACUAGUGUCCAAUUGGAGCUUGUUUAUUGAUAACAAAACAGCAACCAGUAUGCGAGUUUCUUGGAAAAAUCUAUCAGCAUUGCUGAGCCAAAGCGUUCUUCACUAUAUAACUGUCAUAAAAAGUAGCAAUGGAAGCAUCGUGAAUGGAAAUAUCCUGCAAGGGAACACGACAUCUGAUGUUUUCUAUGGGCUGUCGCCAUAUAUGGAAUAUCGACUCAAUGUUCUAAGUGUAAAUGAUAACGGAAAAUUUUAUAAGAGUUCAGAGGCAACAGAGUGGACUGAGGAAUCGGGUAUGUUCAUAACAUUACCGUAGCAAAUAGACUAGCUAUGCUUGUCAAAGCCCAGUUUCUAAUUAUAACCCACUUACAAAAGGCCUUGCACGAGUUGCCUUAAGCUUCUGUUUCAAAGCGAGGCCAAGUGCGAAUCCAUUGAUUUAAAACGAUUUUUUAAAUUUUAUUUAAAAUAAAACUCAUUUUCGUAACAAAGAUUUUGCACUAAGCCUCGAUAGUGAGAGUUUUCGGAACUCGGAAAUGGCCUAUUGAUCUCGGACAUCAAUCUUUUGUGGGAAAUGUUAAUUAAGGUCUUUUGAAUUGCACAACACCCCAAAAUUGAUAAAAUUUGGAGGAAUUCUGGGCGCUUUCAGCUUUAAAACGAAGUACAAUUUUCGUGAAUCGAAUAAAACUAGUGAACUCUAUGCUCGAUUAAAGAGUACGAAAUUUGUCUACUUGAGCCAGAAGGCCAGGUAGAUAGUCCCCUGGGUCGAGUGAAACGAUGACGUAUUUUGAGGCAUUGUUGUUAGCUCCGCCUCGCUUAGUUGUAGCUUCUGCCUUGACUCCCAUUCAUUCGCUCGCUCGCUCUCUCUCUCUCUUUCUAUUGCACUAUUGCAAAAACUGUUGCCUGGCCCAAAGACUCGUCCGCGUAAGGAAUUGCAACAUCGUCAUACUCAGCUUCUCCGCUCGCUCACUAGGUUGGGUCAUAACUUUUUCUUGGAAUUUUUACCGGAUAUUCGGUACAACCGAAGAAUAAAAUUCCAUCCCGAGUCGUCAGAAUCGACACAUGACAUGCUUUCCGAGUGAGACAUCUUAUUUAGACGGGAAGAUGGUGGUUCAACUAAGACUAUGCAACGACGAAAGCAACGAGAACGGCAAAGAAACAAUUAAUAGGUUUUGAUUAUUAGAACAACAGUUUUGACGUGCAUCACGCUUUUUGUACAUUUCUAUGCUGUCGUUGCACGACCACGACAUGUAACUUCCUAAUUUCACGUCAGUGGAGGACGUAAACACAAGACAAAUAGCUCCAGAAAAAUUCACCAACAUCCGACAAAUUGAACGAAAUGUGACAUGGAAAAAGAACGAUCAAUAUGUAAACAACGUGGAUUCACUUUUUAAGAGACCUAAUCCCACAAGACGUGGAAGACUGACAUGCGUAUUGGGCAUUUUAAGGAGAACAAUGCCCCAAAAUGCGUUAUUCGACCCAGGUCCAAAAUGUCACGGCCUAAGAUAUUAGUCCUACAUAUUUUCAAGUCUGUAAAAAGUUCAGAGAUCAGGCUGAAAUUAAAAACAAUCUUUGGCAUUGUUUAUUACAAGUUUUCUAUUUUUAUUCUAUUCCAAAACAAAUUGGGGUGAAAUGCACUUAAUAAACGCACGUAAAACGAUUGGUUAUGAUUACCUUUGAUUAACUAUGUUCCCCCAAUCUAUCCGAGCGUGAACAUAGGAAGUUGUCAAAAUGCAAAAUGCCACGUUAUUCUUUUUUGGGGGGAGGUGGGGGAUCCCGGCACCCCUAGUCUGAAUAGGGCUUAAGCUUAAAAUAAACAAAAACUGUCGGCGUUCUCUUAUUAUUAUUAUUAUUAUUAUUAUUAUUAUUAUUAUUUAGUGCAUUUUUAGGGUGCUAACGGCAGAAAACUUCUAAUAAGAAGUUAAAAAAUGCAAAUGUCCCGCUGUGUAACAGCUUUACAUGUUCUAUUUCUCUCUAGCUCCUGGUCGUGCUCCUAGCGAUAUAGCCUUCUCUGAAGUAACAGCAACGCAGUUCAAAGUUACUUGGAAUACUCUUCCUCGGAGGUUUCACAACGGCCGAUUGUUGGGCUAUAGAAUUUACUUCAGAAGGAGCGCCUAUUAUCUAAAUCCAUUUAAUACAAGCGGUGUAAUCACCAGCAGUCCUAAUGUGACUUGGGCAUUGAUAACAGGAUUAGGACCGGCUCAGCGAUAUGAUAUUUCUGUGGCGGCGUUUACACCCAAGGGCGAAGGGCCGCGUUCCUCUCUUUACUAUGUUACAACAGGUAAAAUAUUAUGAAGACUGAUAAAUUUGGAUAUUACUUAGGUAAAGUUUUAUUCCGGAACAGUAGCUGUAUCCAUCAAGAGAGAGUAAAAGGAAAAAAAAAAAAGAAACAAAAAUAAAAGGAAUGUAAAGUAAACAAGAAAGAAAUGCAUUGGUACUAAGUCAGUCGGCGUAAAGUCCAAGAUCGAAGAUGUUAUGUCAGAGCGUUAUUUAACGAAAAAUGAUACUAAAUUUUGACAUUGGUGUCGGAUAAAAGUAAAAAACAUCUUCGUUUACUCGCCGUCCAAUAAAAUAUUCAAGGAGCUCCUCGCAUACACAAAAAUAAUAACGUACACACAAUAACCAAAACUAUGAACAAUCGUUAUGGCGACCUAACCAAAGUCGUCCCAUCUCCUUUUAGAUUUUCAGGUGAAUAAAUUGACAUAUUUAUAUGGAAUCACAUAACAAAAAAAUUAAUAUAAAUAUUAACAAAUACUGACAUUAAGUUCCCUGAAAUUUAAAAAUAAGCAAUACAUAAAAUUGUUCUCCUCUCUAGUGGUUGUGAAAUAUUAUUCACUUUAGAUGAUAGAGUAACCUUGUAAAAGUGCAUCCCCAGUGCUUUUAUCCAGCGCUGAAAGCGCGAACUCCGUAGAAUGGUCUUAAACAUUAUCUCAUUAUUGUUAUUUGUUUCCUAAUCAUCGAGUCUUAACAGCUUGCAGGGUAGCGGUCAAUCAAUCAUAUGGUGCUAUAAAUGUGACACAUUCCGAUUACACAAGUCUAUACUGCUCCUGGUCAAUCGGGAAUGCCGAGAUCCCUCAGGCAAUUGGUCUCUUUCUAAUCCAAACGAUCAAAUUUCGUUACUGCAGGUAUUCAUUGUUAUUGUUACUUUACUAAAUCGGAUGCCACCCAGUGCCAAAAUUCAAAUAGCACUAUUGUAUUAAGUGUUGGGGACCAUAUUAACCAUGAUUGAAUUCUGGAGGGAAGGAGCCACUUAAACCUUGGUUAAUUGCAAGACCUUAUAAGUUCGGUUAGUAGUACAGCCUUUUUGUUAUUCAGUUUGAGUAGCUUUUAUUAUUAUUAUCAUGUGCUAAAUUGGACCAAGAGAUAAGAAGAGCAGUAAUUAAACGGGAUAUGAAAGUUCAUAGAUUACCUCAUUCGAGUGCUUGUCCGUAAACAACAUACUUUCAUAUCUUGUAAAGAAAAUGAGAAGGAAUCAAUUCUGUUAACGGCCUGAUAUAUAUUCUGUCACGUAGUUAUUACUACAGUGAAUAUUUCAAGAUUUUUGACGGCAAUGGGGUUCUGAAAUUUCACCAAACCGGCUGCUGGUCCUCUGUUCGUGGAACAUUGGUAGAGGUUCCGUUCUUUGCCUCAAACAACAUAACAGCAAGUUUCAACAUGCGUCGCUUGAGAAGUGCUAUCAAGGCUGAUUACCUGAUACUGGGGAAAAGCCUUCGUGCAGGUAAACCCUAAUAUCGAUCAAUUGCAUGUCAAAAAGCUCAUCAACUCCAGCACUUACAUUGGCUCCAUUGCCUCCAAGGCCCUUGUAGUAUGUGGAGCCAAUUUCUCUUCGAAAUGACAGGGGCCGUCGAUCAGUUCUCACUUUUGCUAAGGAUUCUGACAUAAUACAUCACUUAAAAGCGGGAAAAGAUUGUCUGUCAUGCGGUAACUUACUGCAUAUUCUGACGAAAGAUUACAGCAACCUUAUUAUAUAUAUUGUCUGUUUUACCUUCUUAUUUCUUCAAACAUGGUUUGUCGCUAUUUUCCCGUAGGCGGUAGUUUCCCUUUAGUUUAAUUUGAUGCUUACUUGGCCAAGAAGACUUUUAUUUUUUAGCAUUUUUCUACCUCUUUUUCUCGUUGUGAAUAAUUACCACCUCUUAAGCUACGUGCAACGUUUGACCGGUUUCAAACUUUGCGCAACAACUGCCAUCAACACCCAGCAACAUGCAACACAGGCUUUGCAAACGGACGCAACAUGUAACAUUCAACAAUGCUGGGAGUUGUUGGACAACAACGUUGCUUCUGUUUGGGGCAUUAAAUGAUAAUUUGGUUAAUUAUUAAUUUGGUUAAUUAUUUCUCAUACGUAGCUCAAGUGCUUUAUGGCUGGAAUUUAACAGUGGUGAAUAUCACCUAUUCAAGCAUAUUGAUUCGGUGGGCUAACCUUACUAGCCUUAUCAGCCGUAAAGUUGGUCAUUACGUUGUCUUCUUAAACAGAAGGAAUAACAGUGUAGCGUUCCAUCAGGUUGUCAAUGGGGAUCAAUUAACAACGGAAAUCAACGGACUCAGUCAUUUAACAAGUUAUACAGUGGAAGUCGUUGGGAUUGACACUAUGCAGAAGCCAUACAAAACUCCAUCAGAAGCCAUCAUGACGGCAAACCGUCAGAGUAGGUACUUUAAGUAG
This is a messenger RNA of Porites lobata, 15455 nucleotides long. The record is from the annotation of a GenBank genome assembly. Lineage: Eukaryota; Metazoa; Cnidaria; Anthozoa; Scleractinia; Poritidae.